This is a messenger RNA of Strongylocentrotus purpuratus (purple sea urchin), 3508 nucleotides long. It is a transcript of the gene ddx10, whose product is annotated as probable ATP-dependent RNA helicase DDX10. Gene Ontology annotation, cellular component: nucleus. Gene Ontology annotation, molecular function: nucleic acid binding; RNA helicase activity; ATP binding. NCBI's taxonomy places the organism in Eukaryota, Metazoa, Echinodermata, Echinoidea, Camarodonta, Strongylocentrotidae. The record is from RefSeq and is a predicted model, not a curated record. Gene Ontology annotation, biological process: rRNA processing. Bases 28 to 2634 code for a protein of 868 amino acids. The transcript has 16 exons.
UUCAACACGUGAAGAAUUAGGCGCAGCAUGGUCAUGGAGAACAAGUUCAAGAAACGUGGUCAAAAGCCUGGAAAGGGUCGUUCAUCAAAAUUGAAACACAAUAAAAAGGGUAAAAAUGAGGACAAGUUGGCUCUCAAGAAAAUGCAACUGGAAAGAAAAGAGAUUAAUGAGCUUAUGGAACAAUACAGUCAGAUUGAUACCCAGAAAAUAGAGUCGUUCUCUGACUUUCCGCUGAGUAAAAGAACGCUGUCCGCUCUCGAGGAAGCUGGCUACAAGGUCCCGACCGAGAUCCAGAGAGGAGCUAUAGGUCUGUCACUACAGGGCCAUGACGUCCUUGGAGCAGCGAAGACGGGCUCGGGCAAGACUCUAGCAUUCCUUAUCCCAAUUUUGGAGUGUCUGUAUCGGAACUCCUGGUCGGUGCCCGAUGGUCUUGGCGCUCUUGUCAUUUCACCCACGAGGGAGCUAGCUUAUCAGACGUUUGAAGUACUCUGUAAAGUAGGAGCAAACCAUGACUUCUCUGCAGGGCUCAUCAUUGGGGGAAAGGAUUUGAAGACAGAGAUGGAGAGGAUUCCAAAGACAAACGUGGUGGUGUGUACUCCGGGUAGACUCCUGCAACACAUGGAUGAAACAGCCUGCUUUGAGAGUCUCAAUCUGAAGAUCUUAGUCCUCGAUGAAGCAGACCGCAUCCUUGACCUGGGAUUCCAGAGGACGAUAGACGCCAUCUUGGAUCACCUACCAGCUGAAAGACAGACCCUCCUCUUCUCUGCUACACAAACUAAGUCCGUGCGAGACUUGGCCCGACUCAGUUUGCUGGAACCCAAGUACGUUGCGGUUCAUGAACAUCACACCCACAGUACGCCAGUUCAGCUGGAACAGAGCUACAUUGUAUGUGAGUUGGAGCAGAAGCUAGAUGUCUUGUACUCUUUCAUCAAGGCCCACAUGAAACAGAAGACACUGGUUUUCAUGUCCAGUUGUAAGCAGGUCAAAUACACGUUUGAGGUGCUCUGCAAGUUGAACCCUGGUGUGUCCGUGAUGGCGCUGUACGGCUCGAUGCAUCAGCUGAGAAGGAUGGCGGUGUACGAGGAGUUCUGCGUCAGAGAAUCGGCCGUUCUCCUGGCCACGGACAUCGCCGCUAGAGGAUUAGAUUUUCCCGCAGUCAACUGGGUGGUGCAGUUGGACUGCCCUGAGGACUCCAGCACCUACAUCCACCGAGUGGGGCGGACGGCCAGGUACGAGAAGGACGGUGAGGCCCUCCUCGUGCUCCUGCCGUCGGAAGAGGAGGCGAUGGUGGCCGAGAUGGAGACGAGGAGGAUCCCCAUCGAGAAGAUUGAGGUAAAUCCAAACAAGAGGUUUGCUAUAGAGAAGAAAUUACAAUCCUUCUGUGCUCAGAACUUAGAACUCAAGCAGUCAGCCCAAAGAGCCUUCAUUGCAUAUCUCAAAUCGGUCUACCUUAUGAAGAACAAGGAUAUCUUCAAUGUUCAUGUGCUGUCUCUCGACAACUUUGCAAAAGCUCUUGGUUUAGCAGUUGCACCGAGGGUGAGGUUCAUCCAGAAUGCAGAGAAGAGAAAACAGGAGCAGAUCCAGAAAUCAAACAAAAACCAACAGAGGUUAUCAGGAACCCCAUCAUCAUCCCAACCCAUCACAGAGAAAAUCCCAAAUGAAAGGACUUUACACGAAGACUCACAAAGAGAUGAGAGGAGGAAAGGAAGGAGUGAAGAGGAGAGUGAAGAAUCGGAAGAGGAGGAGGGUGAAGAGGAUUCUCCAGGAGCCGGUGGAGAUGGAGAAGGAGCAUAUGGUUUCCAUGACGAUGCUGAUGAGGAAGAAGAGGACUUGCUGGUGAAGAAACUGAAAGAUGGAGAUGCUAAAGAGGUUUCCACCGAGGAUGCCAGCGAUGAUGAUGAUGAGUUGAUAGCCCCUGGCAGACAUUCUAAGAAACCGGAUAAACCUCUCACAAAGUACGCUCUCGCAAAGAAGAUCAGGAAGAAGAACCUUCAGAUCAACACCAAGAAGGUCUUUGAUGAAGAAGGAGAGAUUGAAGCUCAGUGGCCACCAGCUCAAUCCAACGUAGCGUCUCGUCUCCAGGAGGGUGAUGAGGAGGGGGAAGGAGGAGGCAUUGACAUUGAGAAGGCCAAGAAGUUCAUGGAGGAGGAGGAUAAACAUGACAAACAGGUCUACAAAGAGCGCAUCAAACAAAAACACUUGGAAAGGAAACUAAAGGAAAAGCGGUCAAAGAAAUCAAAGAAAGAGAAGAAAGAUAGCGAUGAUGAGGAUGAAGGUGUUAGUCUUGGUAUCAGCCUGGAUGAUGGUGAUCAGGAGUUUGAUCCGAUGAGCCUUCCGGAUCCCGACGUCUGCUCUGCUUUCGUCUCUCAAGAUGACGAAGAUGGUGAUGAAGAGGGUGACGAUGAAGAAGAAGAAGGAGAAGUGAAGAAUGCUCAGAAACAAUCGCAAAGAAAAUCAAAGACUGCAUCGAGCCCCACCAAGAGGAAAACGAUCAAAGAGAAAAGCGAGAAGAAGAAGAAAAAGAAGCGGAAGAUGAUGGAUGAAGAGGAGGAUGAUGUUGCCAUGGAUACAGGAUUGUCAUUAGAGGAUGAUGAACAGCUAGCCCUUCACAUGCUCUCAGUCAACAGGUUCUGAGAUUAAAGGGGAGAAAGAGACUUUCAAUCGUUUAAUCAGUUACAAAUUAUCAACCCCGUCCCCCGAGACAGUGAUUUGCCAUUUGGUCUGCAACCAGUUCGUCUACUUCCCAAUUAGUCUGUUCCCAUAUGGUCUAAUAGUCGUGAAAUCAUAGAAAUAUAGUCAUCAAAUGAUUAUUAGACCUUGUGGAUGGUAGACGAAAUGGGCAUUAGACAAACUGGGAACUUGAAAUCAGACUUUACGGAUCUCAAAUUUCUCUCUUACCAUCUUCUAACAAUCCAAAUUCAGAAUUAGAUUCAUUAUAUUGCUGCAGAAACUUGACAUGGUUAUGGUUAUGUAUUUUCGAGUAAGUAAUAGAAAGAGAUGGAAAAUUGAGUUUAUGAUAUUUCUCAAUUCAUAUCCUUUUUGCAUGCUAAUAUAAAAUUAUGCAAGUCCUAUAGUAAACAAGAGAUACAUGUAAUACCAACUAAUCCUUCUCUCUAAAAAUUAGAACUGUUAAUUGCCUCUGUGGAAUCAAAAUAUGUUGCGAAAAAUACACCUAGAAGGUAGUCUGAUUUUCAGACCCUUCUACCGCAUAGUCGUACGUUUUGUGCCAAGUAAAGACUUGAUAAGUUUAAUUUUGUUCAUUAUAAGAAGAGAGUCAUUGAUGUGUACACAUGAUAAUGUACCCUUUACAGCUAAUUUUAUCUAUGUUAUUAAAAAGUCAGAAACAGUGUCCAGCAGUGAAGUCUAAAAAGUUAACGGUUUCUAUUGCAUAACCAGGUCACUGCUCACCGCUGAACGUUUACAUUUCACAGAUAGGACAUACAUGACAUACUCACGAUUCCUGCAAAGUUCUACAGAAUUUGAUGUUAGCUGCAAAUGGGAUACACUA